This is a messenger RNA of Aricia agestis (brown argus), 1304 nucleotides long. It is a transcript of the gene Mk, whose product is annotated as mevalonate kinase. Gene Ontology annotation, biological process: cholesterol biosynthetic process; isoprenoid biosynthetic process. The transcript has 6 exons. NCBI's taxonomy places the organism in Eukaryota, Metazoa, Arthropoda, Insecta, Lepidoptera, Lycaenidae. Bases 2 to 1165 code for a protein of 387 amino acids. Gene Ontology annotation, molecular function: mevalonate kinase activity; ATP binding. The record is from RefSeq and is a predicted model, not a curated record. Gene Ontology annotation, cellular component: cytoplasm.
GAUGGCGUGCGUGCGAGUAUCUGCCCCGGGCAAAGUGAUACUACAUGGAGAACAUGCGGUGAUGUUUGGGAAAUUGGCCAUAGCUGGAAGCCUGGGGCUAAGAUCUUCUGUGAAAAUCAAGGAACUCCAAGCACCAACGCUACAAAUCACAUUCACUUCAGUAGACCUCUCGUCUACAGUACAACUGCAGGCUGUGAACCAACUGUUAAAAAGUUCAUCAUCAACAUGGCAGACCCCGCAUACCUACCAGCACAGCAUCCAGAUAGAAAUCACUGAUAAAUUCCUAUCAGAAAACGUAUUCGAAUUCCACACACUAAACAACUACCAGAAGAACGCUCUUAGGAGUUUCUUCUAUCUGAUACCUGGUGUUCUGGGUGGUAUUACUCUGGAUAGAGGCUUGGAAGUAGAAGUCAGUAGUGAGCUUACUAUUGGUGCUGGGACGGGUAGCUCUGCGUCCUUCGCUGUGUGCCUAGCCGGGGGUCUUCUCCAGCUGGCUAAGAUGAAGAAUGGCAACGCGAGUAACGACUUUAGUGCGGAGGACAAAGAGUUGAUAUCCGCUUGGGCGUAUAACUCGGAGAAGAUCAUGCAUGGAGCUCCUUCGGGCAUAGACAACGCGACGGCAACCUUCGGUUCCCUGGUCUCCCUCAUCAAGGGUCAGCCACCGGUUCACUUAUCCCUGGGGUUAGACCUUCGGGUGCUACUCGUCAACACUGGAGUCAGUAGAGAGACGCGCGCGGUGGCUGCGCGGGUCGCGGAGAGACGGGGCUGGACGGGCGGAGCCAUAGAGAAGACUGUUGACGCUAUUGGCUGCGUCACGGAGGACGCUGUUGCGAUUCUGAAGAAAUUGUCUGUGGCUACAUCUGAGGCUGAAUUGGAUGAAGGCUAUCAGCAUUUAUCGACGCUGUGGGACAUGAACCACUGUUUGCUGUCGGCGCUGGGCGUGUCGCACGCCGCGCUGGAGGCGGUCCGCGCCGCCGCCGCCCGACACGCCCUCGUCGCCAAACUGACCGGCGCCGGCGGGGGAGGAUACGCAAUCGUUUUGGUUCCACCGAAGACCGCGGAGUCAUCGCUUGACGCGCUGAAGACAGAUCUUAAAGUUCAGGGUUUCGAAGUGACAGACACUACGCUAGGCGGUCGCGGGGUUACUAUAGAUGAGUGUUCUUAAGUUUAGGCAAAAAAGUGUUUAUAGGCCACUCAUAACGUUAAGAUAGCUUGCCUUAAACAGGGUGGGCAAAAAUGCAUGUGUAUACAGAGUGUAUCAAAACUAAGUGACAAUAAUUUAGGGUGUGUACGUGUUCCAUAAA